This is a messenger RNA of Thelazia callipaeda (thelaziosis nematode), 315 nucleotides long. The record is from the annotation of a GenBank genome assembly. NCBI's taxonomy places the organism in Eukaryota, Metazoa, Nematoda, Chromadorea, Rhabditida, Thelaziidae.
AUGGAUUUUCGAGAUCGCGAACAAACAGUUCUUACCUCAUUUGAUGAUGCUAGAAGUAUAACUUCAAUAAAAGCAUUGAGCUUUAGACCUUAUUCAUUUAUUACUGAAGAUACUUAUAAUCCAAUUACAGGUUGUUUAGACGGAAAAACAAGAGCCUGGUCCCUUCUAAAUGGUGAAAAACUUUGUGAAUUUUCAAGUCAUCAAUCGAGGAGUGUGUGUUCAAGACCUCAAAUAGUAUAUAGCCCCAAUUGGGGUGGUGUACCUGGUAAUGCUGCUGUCUUAGUUUAUUUAAAAUGUUUUGAAUUAUUGCGAUGA